GUGGCUUCGGCGAGCUUGCUCCGAAGAGGGCUUGAGGGGAAUUCCGGGUUCAGGAGCGUGAGUCAUGGCUGCUCCCCGAGAAGCUGAGAUCCACAAGGACGUUCAGAACUACUACGGGAAUGUACUGAAGACAUCUGCAGACCUUCAGACUAAUACUUGUGUCACUCCAGCCAAGCUGAUCCCCAGGCACAUCCGGGAAACUCUGCAGAACAUACAUGAAGAUGUUACUUCAAGGUAUUAUGGCUGUGGUCUGGUUGUUCCUGAGCAUCUGGAGAACUGCUGCAUCUUGGAUCUGGGUAGUGGAAGCGGCAGGGAUUGCUAUGUGCUUAGCCAACUGGUUGGUGAAAAGGGACACGUCACCGGAAUAGACAUGACUAAGGUCCAGGUAGAAGUGGCUAAAGCCUAUCUUGAGUACCACAUGGAAAAAUUCGGUUUCCAGGCACCCAAUGUGACUUUUCUUCAUGGCUGCAUUGAGAAGCUGGCAGAUGCUGGGAUCCAGAAUGAGAGCUAUGAUAUCGUCAUAUCCAAUUGUGUUAUCAACCUUGUUCCUGAUAAACAGCAAGUUCUUCGGGAGGUGUAUAGAGUGCUGAAGCAUGGUGGGGAACUCUAUUUCAGUGACGUCUAUGCUAGCCUUGAGGUGCCAGAAGACAUCAAGUCACACAAAAUUUUAUGGGGUGAAUGCCUGGGUGGUGCUUUGUACUGGAAAGAUCUUGCCAUCAUCGCCCAAAAAAUUGGAUUCUGCUCUCCUCGUUUGGUCACUGCCAAUAUCAUUACAGUUCAAAACACGGAACUAGAAAGUGUCAUAGGUGACUGUCGCUUUGUGUCUGCCACAUUUCGCCUCUUCAAACUCCCUAAGACAGAACCAGCCAAAAGAUGCCAAGUUGUUUACAAUGGAGGAAUCGCAGGGCAUGAAAAAGAGCUAAUCUUUGAUGCGAAUUUUACAUUCAAGGAAGGUGAAGCUGUUGAAGUGGAUGAAGAGACAGCAGCUAUCUUGAAGAACUCACGUUUUGCUCAGGAUUUUGUGUUCACACCCACUGGAGCCGCACUGCCAGCUCCUCAGGGAGGUUCUGAAUUAGAAACAAAGGUUAUAAUCAGAGAUCCAUUCAAGCUUGCAGAAGAAUCCGACAAGAUGCAGCCCCGAUGUGUGUCUCAGGGCGCUGGAGGCUGCUGUGGCAAAAAUAAAAGCUGCUAGAUCUCCAGCCUGCACGGAGCCUACUGGGCUCGAGAGGGUGGCUAAAGGGUCACAUCGACUUCUGAACCCGCUCUUCCCCGGUGCACAGAGUAUGGGAAGACGGCAAAGGCACCACAUGAUUACUGUCAGGAAUGAGUGAUUUUUAGAGGGUGUUAAUUUAAAAAAGUGAGAUUCACCUGUUUUUUCUUACAUCACUAUUUCAGAGUUUUGGUGCCACCUGGUGGUGAGUAAUAGAACUAGGCACCUUAAGGUUUACUCAAAGGCAUCAACAUUGGAGGAUGGUGAGAGGACAUCUUUCUGGCUUAUCCCAGGACACCUCUGGACAUUUCUCUGUCUUUACUCAGGAAGCUGGGUACCUACUAAAUUUAUGCUAACUAUGCCAAAGUUAGCAUAACUUAGAUUGUCAAGUCAAAUUUGGUAGGCGUACUGUCUUCAAACCUUUUUUUCCCUUUCUGUAAUUGAAUGAAGAAAUGAAAAAUAAAUUUGACUUCAGUUCACCCUGA
Messenger RNA from Psammomys obesus (fat sand rat), 1695 nucleotides. RefSeq names its product arsenite methyltransferase (gene As3mt). Gene Ontology annotation, molecular function: arsenite methyltransferase activity. The record is from RefSeq and is a predicted model, not a curated record. Bases 65 to 1192 code for a protein of 375 amino acids. The transcript is spliced from 11 exons. Gene Ontology annotation, biological process: toxin metabolic process; arsonoacetate metabolic process. NCBI's taxonomy places the organism in Eukaryota, Metazoa, Chordata, Mammalia, Rodentia, Muridae. Gene Ontology annotation, cellular component: cytosol.